Anastrepha obliqua is the source of this 2135-nucleotide messenger RNA. It is a transcript of the gene NC2alpha, whose product is annotated as mucin-2. Gene Ontology annotation, cellular component: negative cofactor 2 complex; nucleus. The record is from RefSeq and is a predicted model, not a curated record. Gene Ontology annotation, biological process: positive regulation of transcription by RNA polymerase II; negative regulation of transcription by RNA polymerase II; transcription by RNA polymerase II. The transcript is spliced from 3 exons. Gene Ontology annotation, molecular function: transcription corepressor activity; protein heterodimerization activity; transcription coactivator activity. NCBI's taxonomy places the organism in Eukaryota, Metazoa, Arthropoda, Insecta, Diptera, Tephritidae. The coding region runs from base 474 to 2057 and encodes 527 amino acids.
CAUAUCAAAUAGAAGAAAAUCUAAGCCGUGUCAAUUUUUCGUGUCUAUAGAAUUUUCUGCUUCUGAGAAAAACAGUGUCUAUGUUAUCAUUUUUCGUAGAAUAUAAUAAAUAAAUUGAAAUUCGUGUGAAAGAAAUUGAUAAUUUUGUUAUUGCUCAACGCAUGCUAAUUUUGCAUUAGCCUCAAAGCAAACAGCAACCCCUUCAAUUAGAAUUAGAACAACAAAAGCAAUAAGUAUACAAGCGUUACAUGCGGCUGCGACGUCAACGCUAACGUUGGCGUUGUCAUCGGUAACGACUGCAUCGAGGAAGUAGUUAACGAAGAUAUAGUGAUAUUGACGAAAACAGUGCUUGUGCGAGGGCAGUAAAGAUAAAGCAUACCAAGAAACGAGUUAGUUAAACGUUUGUAAUAUUAUUGAAUAUUUGCGAUUUUCCACGCAUAGAUUGAUAAAAAAAUUAAGUGCAUUGCAGCAACAUGCCCUCAAAGAAGAAAAAAUACAAUGCGCGUUUCCCGGCAGGCCGCAUCAAGAAAAUAAUGCAGAGCGACGAGGAAAUUGGAAAGGUCGCGCAAGCUGUUCCUGUUAUAAUCUCUAGAACGUUGGAGCUCUUUGUGGAAUCGCUUUUAACGAAGACGCUGCGAAUUACAAAUUCACGGAAUGCAAAAACUUUAUCUACAUCCCACAUGAGGCAGUGUAUUAUGUCGGAGCAGCGUUUCGAUUUCUUACGUGAACUGGUGAAGAAUGUGCCGGACAUAAGUGUGGCGGAAGAAGCAGCCAACUACAAUGAAGAGGACUGUCAAAGUUCACCCGAAGAUGUCUAUCCCGAUUCGGACACACCGUACGAUUUGAGCAUGCCCUCCACAUCAGGCGGACGCAACAACAAUCGUAACGUUUCAACAACUAAGGUCAACGGUGGUCAAACACAUUACCAGUACAAACAACAAUAUCAACCACCACCACAAAACGGCAGCAAUGACGCCGGAAUGACUGAAAAAGAUUUAAGACAGCAUAUUCGUCAACGUAUUAGUGGAACACAAAGUGUGAUUAUGCAUACAGCAUCUGUUACACAGUCGCAAUUAGCAGCGGCGACAGCACCACCAGCUACAACAAGUCUAACAACGCUGCCCCCUGCUCAACGAAGUGCUUAUGACAACUAUGUACAACCUCUGAAACUAAUGCGUUCCGAAUCGACGCCUGCCAGUGCGGCCCAGCACAUGUGGCAUGUCGCACCAAAUGCUGGAGCCCAACAACAACAAGGGCAAAAACGACUUCGACAUCAGGCGCAAUCGGUACCGUGUAGCAAUAAUAAUGAUAAUUGUUGCGGUUCAUCGCCGCCAAAGCAGCAAAAGUCCGAGCAAGCAACAAAACAAACACAUUCACAAACUGCCAUACCUGCGCCCGUUUUCAGCUACGAUCUCUGCAACAAACCCGUAGUAAAGAUCGACUACAGUAAUCUGCCGCUAGCACCUGCCGUUACGGGUACCAGUGAACAGUUCAACACCUCACCAGCCCUAGGUAGUUUGUCAUUGAGCGCACCCGUAACGAAUGCGAGCUUCAAUUUUACUGCUGCCGCACCCUUUAUCAAUAUUGAUUUGUCAAAUAUGGUGACAAAUAGCGGUGACAGAAAAACAACAACAGGCAAUAAAGCGUCAGCCGCUGCCGUUGCAACAAUAAGCAUUGGUGCCUUGCCAGUUGAAUUGGCAACUGGGGGCACUACUCCAUCUACCAACAUUGGCAACACGUGGAGCAAAAUCGGAGCUAUUAAAGCGCCACCUACAUCUACUACUCCGCCCUCAAAUCAAAGUACUGAUUCAAAAACGGACUCUAAUGCCACAACAGUGGAUAGCACAUCAUCGUCGACCUCGUCAUCCAGCUGCUCGCCAUCAUCAUCAUUGGCAUCGACGUCAGCUAACAGUCAACAGGGUGGAAGCAAAGCCAUGUUAAAAGUAUCUACUGAUAUAAUGGCAAAAAUGACUGCUCCAAGAACAAAUAUACCUUCAGCAAAGUGUAAAAGUUCGAAUUCAUUAUUCGAAUUAGAUGAAGACUAUGACAAUAUUUGAAUUUAAUGUUUUUAAUUUUUAAAACUUAACAUUUCCGUUAAGAAUUUUUCCUUUUUUUAAAUAAAUCCAGACUACCAA